AUGGACGGUGACGAUGACAUAAACCCUUUUCGCACAGAGGACGACGUCUCCCCAGCAAUAGAAGACGAUGACGAAGGAUCUACCCCGCAGGACACAGACCAACCCAAGCCACUGAGCAUCUCCCCACUCCCAACCACGAACAAGCCCUUCCCUUCACCCUAUACUGCUCCUCAGCAGAGGACAGAACCGUGUUGCACCAGGGAUAUGUGGCUUCACUCGGGGGAAGAUGUCGAGAUCCUCGUCGUGGACGCGCUCAAGACUUCCGAAGGCUCUUCCUCGUCCUACAUCGUCUAUGUCAUCCGUACAGGAAACGUUGAGGCCCGCCGCCGUUACUCGGAAUUUGAGUCCCUCCGCACCAGCCUGGUCAAGCUCUACCCCGCCAUGAUCGUCCCCCCCAUCCCGGCAAAACAGUCUAUUGGGGAAUACGCGGUAAAGCAGAACAAGGCCAAAGAAGACGCGGCAAUGAUUGCACGCAGGAAGAGGAUGCUCCAGGUAUUCCUGAAUCGCGUCGCGAAGCAUCCAAUCUUGUCGAACGAACAUGUCUUUCAUCGGUUUUUGGACAGGGACGUCUCUUGGUCCGAAGUACUCCACUCCCCACCCCUCUCCCAACUACCCAAGAAUAUCCUCAAAGCCCCGGCGCACAACCCAACCGAUACAUCCUCCGCCUCGGUCUACGCGGCUAUCCCCACUCCUUCCGCUGCCCAGCCGCUCCGCCGUCCUGACCAGCGGUUCCUCGACUCGGAAGCAUUUACGAACAAGUUUGCAAAUCAUGUCAGUGGGACUAUGGAGAGAGUUACCAGGCGGACGAUGAAGCGCUGGUCGGAGUUUUCCCAUGAUUAUUCCGAGUUGGGGGCGGCUUUGAAUGGGUUCAGCCUUACGGAGGGCGGGUCGCUCGCCAAUGCGAUGGAAAAGACCGGCCAGGCGGUCGACGCGACUUACAUGUCUACAUCGAAACUGCUCCAGGAACUCGAGCAGACGUGGUACGAGUCCCUGCAGGAAUACGCCCAGUUCUCGGCGAUCAUCAAGCGGCUCCUGCAGUACCGGCACCAAAAGCACUUGCAGUACGAGCUUACUCAGGAACUGCUGGACACGAAACGCGAGUCGCUGGACGACCUGGAACGGAACGAGGCUGAGGCUAAGAGGCUCGAUACGGCCCUGUCGGGCAGUAUGCAUCAUGAUGCUGCUGCUAGGCGGUCUUCCGAGAUUGAAGCGGAGGAGGCCAGUGCGGAGCCCAACGACACAGCGGCAGGGGAACAGCAGGAAGAAGAAUCUCCCUUCCCUUCAGGGUCGAUAACCCGUGCUGCUGCACCUCCGGCUAGACGGCGCGCCCCUGGGUUCGCACUGCUUAACACGCUGUCGCAUUCCUUGCAGGGGAUUAUCGAUGCUGACCCUGAGGCUGCGCGGAGGAACGGGAUUAGCAAGACGAGAGAUACGAUUUCCCAGCUGGAAGACGCGCUCCAAGCCUCUGCCCAAGAUCUGCGCUAUACCUCGCAAACGAUCCAAGCUGACCUAGACCGUUUCCAGCGGCAAAAAGUUGCCGACCUGAGGGAUAUGGCACUGACCAUGGCUCGCGUGCACAGAGACUGGUGCAAGAAGAAUAUGGAGUCGUGGCAGGAAGCUAGGGCCGCGGUGGACGCUAUUGAACCCCAUCCGAAUCGUCCUAAUGCGCCGGAGGUUGCGCCGGCGCCCGUUCAGCCACAUGAGAGCACUUAGAUACCCUGCGCACGGAUGGCGUGCGAUACGACUGCAAAGG
Messenger RNA from Dacryopinax primogenitus, 1753 nucleotides. RefSeq names its product PX-domain-containing protein. The transcript has 7 exons. Gene Ontology annotation, biological process: retrograde transport, endosome to Golgi. Bases 1 to 1713 code for a protein of 570 amino acids. Gene Ontology annotation, molecular function: phosphatidylinositol binding. The record is from RefSeq and is a predicted model, not a curated record. Lineage: Eukaryota; Fungi; Basidiomycota; Dacrymycetes; Dacrymycetales; Dacrymycetaceae.